CAUUUCUGAGACUUUAUUCAGCGUCCGCAACGAUGAAUACAUUGACUAAACUAAAUAUUUUACGACAGCAAUUUUGUUAACAACAUAAAAACCCGUUGAUUCUGCGCGUUGUAGAGUUAGAGACUUGUGUUUGUUGUGUAGCGUGAUGCUGUGGGUUGAGAUCAGAUCCAGUGCUGCUGCUGCUGCUGAUGCUGCUGUUUAAGAACAGGAUGCGUGAACACUCGUCACGAGACCGCCGCGCGCAACUCCCUCACUACAGCAUCAAACGGAUAAUAUCACACAUUAUGGAUCCUCUGUCCUUUAUUUAAAAGAAAAGUGUGGCGCUUAAACCCCAAACAGACGCACAGAAGAUGGGGGAUAAGUUCGAGCUGCUGAAGAAACCUGUCAAUAGGACAGCUGUGCGGAAGAAGAACAAGAAUGAGAAACUGCGAUUACGAGUCAUCUUUUUAGACGACAGCGAGAGAGUUUUCGAGGUGGAGAGAAAGAUUCUGGGCUCUGAUUUCUUCAAUAAGGUGUGUGGUCAUCUAAAGCUGCUGGAGAAAGAGUACUUUGGCCUGGAGUUCCGUCACCAUACUGGCAGCUAUGUUUGGCUUGAACUCCUGAAACCAGUGGCUAAGCAAAUCAAAAAUAUCAGUGAUGUGGCAUUCCAUUUUAUAGUGAAGUUUUUCCCUCCUGACCCAGGACAAUUGCAGAGAGGCUUAACCAGGUAUCUGUUUGCCCUUCAGAUCAAACAGGAUCUGUCAAAUGGUAGCCUUACCUGUAACGAUAACAGCGCAGCCCUGCUGGUCUCUCAUAUACUGCAAGCAGAAAUCGGGGAUUAUGACGACGAGUUAGAUGCGCAUCAUCUUGAAAAUAAGCAAUAUGUGCCAAACCAAGAAUACUUGGAUCACAAAAUCAUUCGCUUUCACAAAAAGCACAGAGGUCACGCUCCUGCUGAAUCAGAUGUGCAUUUGCUGGAGGUUGCCCGGAAAAUGGACAUGUACGGGAUCCGUCCUCACCCCGCCCAUGAUGGAGAAGGCAUGAGGAUCAACCUUGCUGUCACACACAUGGGAGUACUAGUCUUUCAGGGAAACACAAAGAUCAAUACCUUCAGCUGGGCCAAGAUCCGAAAGCUGAGCUUCAAAAGGAAAAAUUUCCUCAUCAAACUCCACACUGAGACUGGGCCUUCAAGGAGAGACACUGUUGAGUUUUCCAUGGCCAGCAGAGAUGUGUGUAAGGCAUUCUGGAAGAUGUGUGUGGAGUAUCAUGCUUUCUUCAGACUCACCGAAGAGCCCAAGUCACAUCAAAAGUCCAUUCUGUCCAGUAAAGGAUCCAGUUUUAGAUACAGUGGCAGGACACAGAAGCAACUUCUUGAAUGUGUAGGCUCUGGAGACAAGAAAUAUUUGCCUUUUGAAAGAAGUUACUGCAAGUCUGAAUAUGACACUCGACAGUGCAGAUCCUCUCCUGACAUACUGACUGACGUCUCCAAGCAGCUAUUUGAGCAUCUACCUCCCAACCCAACUGUUGCUGGGCAACACAACGAACAGACAGGCGUAGCAAAGCGCAGCCUAUCCGCUGUGGAAGUCAUGUUCGCUAAUGAGCUGGAACGAUCCAGGCCCUUGUCACGAAAUCCUGCCUUCUCAAGCAACUCUGCCUCUCCCAAGCUCCGUUCCCUUUCCACAUCAGGAGCGGAACAUCGUGGAAGAGGAGCUCAGAGACAGAAGGCAAAGAGACGAUUGUCUCCUAGCGCCCAGCAUCUUGUGCUCCUCUAUCCUAACGCGCCCCAUCUACAGUUCCACCCAGUGCUGCCAACCUUCCCACUCGCCACUCACCCAUAUCUACUGCAAGACCACACAUCCUCAUCCCUAGACCACCUCCCUCAAACUCAUCACAAUCGUGUGCCUCUGCAAUACUUGCCCAGACAAAUUGCUCAUUCGUCCUUACCGUCCUCUUGCUUAUCGCCACAACUACAAAAGCAGCAGGAAAGGCUCCAUCCCGCCGGCCGGGGAGAAUCGAGAUUGUACCCCAGAGAAGGACUAGGACUAAGGGUUGGGUUGAAUAGGAAACUGGACUUGAGUGGAGUGGAAGCGGGGCAUUACAGCGAUGACUCCACCUUUCAGACCGGUUUACCGCGUCGAGCCUCAAGCCAACCAGACUUCAAAUUCCAGCGACCUACACUUGCCUCCAACGCCGCUGCUUAUGCAUCCGAGUAUCGCCCUCUGGGAUAUUAUCCACACCUUUCUCGACACCAGGUUCCUACCAGGCCCACCUACCUUCCGCUAAGUCCUGCCCCACUCCCGGAAAGACCCACUUCUUUAUGCGUACUCGGCACAGGUAGUUACAGUGAUUCAGAUUCAGACACUUUCUACCCCUACUUUCCUGCACUGGGUAAAGUGGUGCGUUCUGGUCCGUUGGCACGCAUGCGCUUUUCUUCUGGGAGCCUCCAACUUGAUGAAGAAGAUGGAGAGGAAGAGGACUUGGACUGCCCAAAUGAUGAGGAGAACGCAAUUCUCACCACUGUUAAGGUGCUUAAGUUGUAGCCAUGGGUAGAAUCUUGAACCUUGGCAGUGACUGAUGGGGCUCAACAAAUAAUAUAAACAGUUGGGGCCUGCAGACCUUGCACUCUUUGAAGAAAUGGCACAAAAAAAGUGUACACUUUCCAAAUGUACACCUUCGUACCUCAUUUAAUCCUAAAGGAUUCAUAUUAGGUACCUUAAAGGUAAAUCAGGGGUGUCCAAUUCCUUCCAGGCAGGAAAGGUGUUGGAGCUAAACUCCACAGGAAAGUGGCCCUCCAGGUGCAGGAUUGCACACCUCUGACCUAAAUUCUACAUAUUAGAACCUUUUGAAAGGGUGCUACCACAAUGACAGGUUUCGUACCAUUUUUUUUUCUGAGAUUGUGGGGUAGUAAUAAAAACAGGGGGCACAUUAUUAGUCAGGUAACAUGAGGUAAUAUUACUGUAAAUAAGAAAAAAACUUAUAUUUCAUCUUGAUUUGCAUCUUUGAUCUAAAGUUAUAUUUUGUCGUAAGCUGCUUUGAAAUUAUGUAAAGAGAUAGAUUACCACAAAAUGAAAAUUCUGUUAUCAUUUACUCACCUCCAUGUCGAUGCAAACACGUAUGACUUUCUUUCUUCUGUGGAAUACAAAAAGAAAAGGAUGAGCUCCAGAACUGGAUCAAUCAGAUGUGUGAAUGCAUCAUUUGUGAACUGGAUAGACCAAAUGAAAAGACUCAACACAUGAAUCAGGCAUGAUAGGAUAUUCUUUCAAUCUGUGUUCCACAGAAUUUGAAAACAUGGGGGUGUGUAAAUGAUGACUUAAGUGUCAUUCUUUGGUAAACUAUACUUUUAAUUAGUUAUAUUCCAUAAAAUGUACUGAGUAAAUAAUCAUUCUGUGGUGAUUCAAAGUAAAUCUUCAUUUUCAGGAAAAGUAAUACAAGUUAUUACUUUUUCCAAGUCCAUAAUGCAACUAAUUAUAACAACUCAAUUAGCUGAAAAUGAAAAUUUUUAAAAGAUUUUCAGAUGUCUGUGUGGCUGAAAAACAUUAGCAAUUAUUCCUUUGACAUUUGUGCUACCGUAGUGACAUGUACUAAUUACAUUUUUGCAAGGAUGUUAAAUUUUGUCUAUAAAAGAGGUGUCAUUUAUUAAAACGUCAUUCUCACCACUACAAUGUUCAG
Onychostoma macrolepis is the source of this 3648-nucleotide messenger RNA. Its product is annotated as FERM domain-containing protein 7. Gene Ontology annotation, molecular function: cytoskeletal protein binding; guanyl-nucleotide exchange factor activity. Gene Ontology annotation, cellular component: cytoskeleton. Lineage: Eukaryota; Metazoa; Chordata; Actinopteri; Cypriniformes; Cyprinidae. The transcript has 12 exons. The coding region runs from base 351 to 2519 and encodes 722 amino acids. The record is from RefSeq and is a predicted model, not a curated record.